This is a messenger RNA of Panonychus citri (citrus red mite), 727 nucleotides long. RefSeq names its product 39S ribosomal protein L40, mitochondrial-like. The record is from RefSeq and is a predicted model, not a curated record. The transcript has a single exon. Bases 89 to 637 code for a protein of 182 amino acids. Gene Ontology annotation, cellular component: mitochondrial ribosome; mitochondrial large ribosomal subunit. NCBI's taxonomy places the organism in Eukaryota, Metazoa, Arthropoda, Arachnida, Trombidiformes, Tetranychidae.
UCGAAGUGAAAAUGUUGAGCUGAUCGACUCACCUCAUUUUGUUGAUUGUUUUUGAUUUUUUUCUGUUAAUUAUCUUCAUCAAUUAAAGAUGAAUUUCUUCAAUUAUUGUUGUGUAACAUCAUGGAGAAGAAUCUCAACAACGGCUUCUCUUUGGGCAGAACCAAUGAAAAAGAAACGACGAAUUGAUCCAAUUUUAUUGAAAUUGAGAAAUGAGAGGAAAGUUAAACGUUUGGAGAAAAAUAUUCUGAAAAUUGAAAGAGGAGCAAAACAAUUAAAACCAAUUGUUGAACUUUCUCUUCCCCCUCAUGUUCAAAAAGAAAUGGAAAUUCGAACCCGUGCCACUUGUGAUUCCAAUGCUGAGACCAAUUUUCGUAAACUAUUAAGAUUAUGGAAUGUGUAUCGGACUUACCAAAGUAGAUCGGAGUAUCGAUGUGCCAGAGGAUUAAUUGCAUCUCAGGAGAAAGCUCUAGAUGAGUUAAAGAAAGUUUCGCCUCAUCUUUGGGCUCAGGCAAUCGGAUUUGAUCAAAAUCUAAUUCCUUAUAUUGAGAAUCAAACUGUCAAAACAACACCAGCUAAUCCAAAUUACACACCGCCUGAUGGACACAUUAAAGAAACAACCAAAGAAUGGAAACUCUAAUUAUGUAAACUGUUUCGAUUGGCUUUACUUUAAAUAACAAAUGUAAAAUGAAGUAUUGUGUUGAAUAGAUUUAAGAAGAUUCAGAUGUCA